CAGCAGUAUAUAUAGCUGGGGAAGAUGAUCAGAAGGCCCCUGGCAGCCAAAAUGAAGUCUCUGGUGUCUGUGUGCUGCUUGCUGUCUCUCCUGGCUUUGUCAGCUGCAGACUCCUCCAUCCUCGAUGAGGAGCCUUUGAUGCAUCUGCAGCUCCAGCAGCCAGAGGGAGACCUCUUCUCCUGUGGAUGUGACGCAGCAGAGGAUCAACAGAGCCAGAGCUCCUCCAAUGACACCCCAGCUCCUGAGAGAGCCAUGUGCCAGCCCUGCAAACCCCUGUCAACUACUGAAAAAGAGCCUGCAACCCCCUUAGAGCAUGAGGAAGAGGAGGAGGAUCAAGCACCCCUACCUGAGGAUGAUUUUUCUGCUGAGGUGGUUUCAACUGAAGAAGAAGACCAGGAGGAAGUUGUAGAAGAGGAUCGAAUUGUGACAUCUGAGGAAAAGGCUGAAGCAGAGCCUGAAGAGGAGUCACUGGAGGAUCAAAGUAUGGAGGAGGAAGAAUCUGAAGAAGUUGUAUUACCUGUAGAAGAGGAGGAGAAACCUGAAGAGGGCGAGGGAGAGGCGAUGGAGCAAUUUUCUCAAGUACAAGUGGAUACAAGUCAGGAGGCUGAUCUAGAGGAGGAAGAAACAGCUGCUGCUGACAAAGAAGCUGCUAAGGAAUUAGAAGAUGUGGACACAAAAGAAGGAACAGAAGUGGCAGCAGAGGAGCAAAUAACUGUGGAAACGGUCCAGCGGGAAGCUACAGUUGCUGAGGAGGAUGACACAGGAGCUGAAUCAGAACCAGAACCAAAUCCAGAACUAGAACCAGUGGCAUUUCCUGAAACAGAACCUGAACCUGAGGAAGCUCAACAAGAACUAGAAUCACAAGCUGCACCAGAGGAGAUUUUAGAUCCACAACCAGAAGCAGAAGUGGUAGCAGAGCCUGAAACUGAAGUAAUACCAAAACCAAAAGCAGAACUUGAUGACAUUUCAGAGCCAGAUCUAAAUCCCAGGCCUGAACCAGAACUGGAGGUCCCUCCUCAGGUGGAGCCUGAACCUUUUGUGGAGGAGGUUACACCAGAAUCUGUUGAGGAAGUUGCUGUGGAGGAUGUAGUGGUGGAAACCCCAGUGGAGGCUCCCGUUGCUGCACAGGAAUUGAAAGUAGAGGAGGCGCCUGCAGAGUCUCAAGCCAAAGAUCACAAAGAAGCUGAAGCUAAGGCCUCUACUCUGAGGGACCGCUCUCACAUCGAGGACAUGCUUCGCCUGGCAACUGCUGAGCCCUCUGCAGAGUUCUCUGGUGCUAUAAAGACGGUGCUGAACAUCUACCACAAGGCCAUCAAACCGAUGGAGCAAGCCUUCAAGUACAAUGAGCUCAGACAGCAUGAGGUCACAGAUGGUGAGGUCACCUCCAAGCCUAUGGUUUUGUUUCUGGGACCUUGGAGUGUGGGCAAAUCCUCCAUGAUCAACUACCUGCUGGGUCUUCAUGGCACCCCUCAGGAGCUAUACACAGGUGCUGAACCCACCACAUCUGAGUACACCGUCAUCAUGCAUGGUGAGAAGUUUCGGUCCAUAGAAGGUAUCGUCAUGGCAGCAGACAGUUCAAGAUCCUUCUCUCCCCUGGAGAAGUUUGGCCAGGGCUUCCUGGAGAAACUAGUCGGCAUUGAGAUGCCCCACAAGCUGCUUGAGAGGGUUACUUUUGUUGACACACCAGGCAUCAUUGAAAACCGCAAGCAGCAGGAAAGAGGUUACCCAUACAAUGAGGUGUGUCAGUGGUUCAUCGAUCGAGCUGAUCUGAUCUUCCUGGUGUUUGACCCAACCAAGCUGGAUGUGGGCGGGGAGCUGGAGAUGCUCUUCAGACAGAUGAAGGGCCGUGAGUCUCAAAUUCGCCUCAUCCUCAACAAGGCAGACAGCCUUACCACACAGGAUCUGAUGAGGGUCUACGGGGCCCUGUUCUGGAGCAUGGCACCACUGAUCAAUGUCACAGAGCCCCCGCGAGUGUAUGUCAGCUCAUUCUGGCCUCAGGACUACGCUAAAGAUACCAGCCGAGAGCUCUUCAUGAGGGAGGAGAUCUCCCUGCUGGAGGACCUGAACCAGGUGAUUGAAAAUCAGAUAGAGAACAAAAUCGCUUUCAUCCGCCAGCACGCCAUCCGUGUGCGCAUCCACGCCCUGCUGGUGGACCGCUAUCUUCAGACCUACUAUGACAAGCUGGGCUGGUUUAGUGACCCACAUGAGGUGUUUCAAGACAUUGUCAAUGACCCGGACAAGUUUUAUAUCUUCAAGUCCAUUCUGGCCAAAACAAAUGUCAGCAAGUUCGACCUGCCAGACAAGGAGGCCUACCAGGACUUCUUUGGCGUCAACCCCAUGUCUAACUUCAAGCAGCUCUCCUACCACUGCGGCUGGACUGGUGGCUGUCUGCUAGAGAAGAUAGAGAAAGCCAUCUCUCAUGAUCUUCCAGCUCUGCUCAGCAGCGUCAGCAAAAGCACAGACACACCGGCCCCACCGAAGGCAGCGCCAACACCCCCACCUCCUCUCCCUGGUACCUGCGAGGGUCCCGGCUGUGAGGAGAAACCCAAGAACCGCUGGAGGAAGCAAUAAGAUGAAGGAGAAGGGUGCAGGAAGAUGAACAGAGGAGGCAGAUGGCAGCAGCAGCCCGAGGGUUCCUGAAAAAGGUUUCACUUCUGGUUGUGGGAAGGCUGGGGGAGAAGAAAAUGUGAAAGAUAUAUAACUGGAAGACCAGAGAAUCAGGGAGGACUUAAAAGUAUUUAUUAAUGAGUAUUUGAAUCUGCUCAAUGUAUGAAACUGACAUCUGACUACCAAAGCCCUGUACAGGACAACAAAACAAUAUUUGACCACAGUUUCGUGUAAAUAGAUGUGAAGUGUUGUCAAAUUUCCAUCUGAGGCUAUCGCUGUUUUGCAAGCUGUGCUAAAUAUCUGCAACAGAAACAUACUUAAGAGGUAACGUCUUGUAAACCUCUCAUGAUUGUUUUCCAGUUUCUCACUGAGGUUUAUUAUUUAUUCACGUUUUUUCCAUUAGAGAACGAUGCUGGCAGUGAUUAUACUCCUGUCUAAUUAUUCAGUCUAACAUGCUGUGCUGUGAUUCAUGUAACCACCUGGAUAAUGUCCUAAAACCCGGGUAGGCUGAUAUUUGUAUGUUAAAAUAAAGAGAAGGUUGCUCACUUUGCAUUCAGCUGCUGUAUCUCUGUUACUGGACACUGCACAGUAGCUUGACUGUAUUGCACUGUACUGUAUUCAUUAUGUAAAAUGUUUUUAUUUUAACAUGUACUCUGGAUUUUUAGAGAAUUUAGAGAAUAUUGCAUUUUAAUUGUAGUUACGUAAGCUUGUAUUCAGUGUGAGGCCUUUUCAGCCCUUUGAACAGAUAGUAUUAUCUCAACCUAUGAAUUUCAUAUGAAAUUCAACAUUUUCAAGCUGUUUGUAAUCCUCAUUGUCUUGUGUGAUUUAUUUUAAGUAAAUAAAGGAACAG
This is a messenger RNA of Melanotaenia boesemani (Boeseman's rainbowfish), 3457 nucleotides long. RefSeq names its product sarcalumenin-like. The record is from RefSeq and is a predicted model, not a curated record. NCBI's taxonomy places the organism in Eukaryota, Metazoa, Chordata, Actinopteri, Atheriniformes, Melanotaeniidae. The transcript is spliced from 8 exons. Gene Ontology annotation, molecular function: GTP binding. Bases 25 to 2571 code for a protein of 848 amino acids.